Molecule: messenger RNA, 444 nt
Organism: Hydatigera taeniaeformis
Lineage: Eukaryota; Metazoa; Platyhelminthes; Cestoda; Cyclophyllidea; Taeniidae
Source: the annotation of a GenBank genome assembly
AUGCCCGCGUUUGGCGAGAGUUCGGCAAUCAACCAACCUCCUCGUUGCAACUCACGUGUCCACUGUCCACCUCCGCUACCGACUGUGUGGACAUCUCAUGGGAUCGUUGCCAUUUUCUCCUUUUAUACUUCCUUCAGAGCCGAGGAGAAAUUCAUGGCUGAGGAGUGUCAAAGCGUUGAAAUUCAUAAAGACGCCGAGUGCGAGGGUGAAGCAUUCUGCACAUCUUCACUUCAUACCUCAACAAUGGAGGCAAAUCAACCCAGCCUAGAUUUGGAUGAGGUUCAAUUCAUGGAUGUGGAGGAUGUUGAGAGUAGCACUGAUGAGCAUUCAGUUGAGGCUGGAGCGUCCACUUCAACGCCCAUCACUGGGACGUGCUGCCUUUCAGGGUCGGCAGAGGUGACAGCACAACACACCGAGUUGGACCUCCUUCAAGCAUUAGGUUAG